Messenger RNA from Paramormyrops kingsleyae, 2856 nucleotides. NCBI's taxonomy places the organism in Eukaryota, Metazoa, Chordata, Actinopteri, Osteoglossiformes, Mormyridae. The record is from RefSeq and is a predicted model, not a curated record.
UUUCUCGGUUACGUUUUGCGUGUCGCGUUUCUCGUCUUAUUCUCGAAACGUUGAUUGGAAACAGCGCCGGCGAUUGCGGGCCUCGGUACCGGAACCACGGCGACCCACUGGGCUCAUAUGCGGGCUCGCAGGCGCUAAAGAUGGAUGGAAUGAAAUGCCACCCAGAUAGGCGUAUCUGCUUUUACUCCGUGGAAAUUCGCGUGCAUUGAUAUACGGAGCAUAUCUGGAGAAAACGGCCUGUUUACUGAUUGUUUACAAACUAAUCUGUAAAAGCAGAUUAUAAAGCUGGCUGCCGUUUAUUAGGCCGGAUAGGAUUGUUAGCGGGAUGGCUAUCUGUGGUGGCUAAUCCAUUAAUAACUGCCUUAAAUUAUAGAUCGCUAAUAACUGGAAGUACGCCUGACCCAGUUAUAGCCUUUUUACCAGUUAAACCUCGUGCUGCCUAAGUAUAUCCAUUUCUGAAAUAGUUCGGUAAGGUUUAGCUAGAAUGCGAAAUGUAGGAAUAUUAUUUGAUUGCAUAGUAAGCGUUAAGGCAAAACUCAUCUCAUGUUAUGAAAAGGAUAACUAUGAAAAUAAGUCAGAACCUCAUUACUCAUCAAUUGCGAUCAUUGCGUGUCUAAAGCAGGGCUCAUUAACAGAGGCACCUAACAUAUAUAUUAGUGACAGUGCAUUGAUGACACGGUGCAAUUCAGGCAUUCCUCCUUUUGGAAAAAGUGCCCCUUAAAGGCGUCCAGCUCAGCAUGACAGAAUAAAUCACUCAGCUAAUCUAUGUUUAGGUACCUAGGUCUGGGUUUUUCACUGAAGCAGUUCUUGUGAAGCACCUUUCUGUCCAGUACAAGAAUAGUUCCUGCCCUAGAACUAGAAUCGGUCCAGUCUGCUCACCCGAAAAACUAAUCUCAGAAUAUCUCAAAUAAGUGGGCAGUCUUAGAUACAUUUUAGCCGCUGCAUUCAUGCCUUACUGCCAAACACAGAAAGACGGCGUGAGCGCAGGUGCAACGAACUUCACAGGCAACUGUAAGAAAACGGGCAGCUGACGAUGACAAUCGAUUGAAUGUAAGCAUUCUGGCUUUGGCAGUAAGAGACAGAGGAUCAGACGGGACCCUCGAUCUCCGUCUGACUCCAGCAAAUGCAGCAAGGGCAUGCAAAGUGCCCCCCUCCCGCUAACUGACUGGAGCUCGUGAGCGGGACAUGGGAGGGUGAGCGCCUGCCGGAACCUCAAUGCUGACCAGCAGCAGCAGCGAGAGGGCACCAGCCACCAUGGUGACGCUGGUCACAGCGAGACUGCAGCAGCAGAGACUCACCGACUCCCCCUGCAGGACAUACAGCGUCAGCCUGGGUUCCACUGAGGCCGAGAGCCAAACUGGGAACCAGUCAUUUCAUAGCAUCCAUGGCCUAGGAGAGAGUGACUGGAAUGCAGCCAGCCAGAGCUUCGGCCCCAGGGCUGAGUGUUUGGUCCGGACUGUUCCUCUCCCGGUGAGGGGUGACCAUGCGGCGGGGCCGGGGGAACGGGUCGGGGCAGGGGGCACGCGCGGCUGGCCCGGCAUCCUGAGCCCGAGUGCGCCGUGCCGCCCGUCGCUGGCCCUGCCCACCAAACGCCACUGCCGCUCCCUGUCAGAGUCCGACAAGCUGAUGCGCUGCCGGUCGCCGUGGAAACCCGGUAGCGGAUCCGGAGUGUGGACGGCGGUCUCCCAGCGCCGAGACGGCGACAGCUCGCCGGAGGUGACCUCCUUCAUUCCCCGGCCCUCGUCCGCCAGCAGCGGCUUCGCGGACGGCAGCGAGAGGAGCGACGUCUGCUCUCCCUCGUCCUCCUCCUCUGCGGCGCAGCGCUCGUCCGACGGCAGCCCCUGCCGCUGCUUUUCUGUCUCCCAGGAGCUGCUGGACGCAGCGGUACUGGCCCCCCUUCCCCGGCCCCGCUGCCACUCCCAGCCCAGCGAGCUGCAGGAGCACCGGAACCGGCUGAAGCGGCGCCGCGGAGAAGGCCGGCCGUGGACCCGCCCCGCACUGGACUUCCUGAAGAUGACUCGGACGUUAAAAAGUUCCAGAAGUCUCUGCUCCCUGGACUAUGACGACACCGGAGACCCCGAGACGGACCCGAGGUCAUCGCCUUCCGCCGGGAAUACGGCCGCGGAUCCAGCCAGGCCUGGCGUUAGCCCCGCUGCAGACCACCUGUCCCUGUAUCGUCACCACCCCCCCCACCUCAAACGCUCAGCAGCUCUGAGCGAGAGUGACGAGGACACCAGUGACACCGAGCAAACAGACACGGCCGCGUUCCCUCUGGAAUGUGGCGAUUUGGACCUGGAAGAGAUAGAAAACAACUGAUUCCCUGUGGACCUCAAGCCCCCCCAUCUACGUGUGGGAGGCUCCGGUCAGAGGAGACGGACCUACCUGUGUCUACAGAAUGCCGAGGGUGGAACGACAUGAAAACGGGAAAAUUAAUGAAUCACUAAACUUUGUUGUAGAAAAAAAAAAAGUAAAAUAGGACAUUGGGGAAAAAAACUACUUGUUAACCUUCAGUGAGGGUCUCUUUGGAUCAGACUGGAUUAGUCGUGUUAUCGGCGAGGGGGUGACGCCCGGCUGGCUUUGGGUGACCAGCCGAUCUCUGACCGAAGCAGCUCAUUUUCCUGGCCGGACAGAGAUGGUUAGAGGUUAAAGGGACAUCACGAUCGGCCGUGCCACGACGUCGACAGGACAGUUACCUCGAUCAGCUUCGUGUUCUCUUUUUUCAGUUUCACCAGGCCCCGUUUUGAUGGGACACUGACCUGCAGGAGCUUCUCCUGCUGCUGGGCACUGACGUGCAUGUCUCGGAGCUCCAGGCAGCGGUUCCGCAGUUCAUUCGUGAGCUCCUGGAUGCACCUCUGA